CCGGCUUUGCUAUUCAAAACUGCCCAGGGAUAAUAUCGGCGGGAGUGGAGCACUGUGUAGCCUACCAAUGGUCAACGUGAAUUAGAUAUAAGUAUUUAACUCAAAAUGACAUUGUCGUAACUUUUCGCUGUACCGGUUGUUGUUCAGAACCGUAUGAUUUUAACUUUACUUUUUCCUUUUGUCGUCUUUCAAAAGCUGUUCACGUUAGCUUGCUAUCGCGACACUAGCUAACCGAUCAAUAGUCGGACACGACUGAAAAGCUAGUAGCAGUAAACUAACGUUAACUUGUGUCUAGUAGGUGUUUUUUUUUUCUUUCAAGAGGAGUGGCGCACCGCACCAAGGAAGAAGGAUGUCGCUUGCGUUGAAAACAAUGACUCGUCGAAUGGUUUCCUCUCUAUCAAUCGAUUGUCUGGAUAUCUAACAUUUACGUCAAGUUACUGCUCGCGAAGUGUCUUUCUAAAGUUGUGUUAGCUAACACGGCUAAUCAGCUUGUUGUCCUAGUUAGCGCACCUUGUUUUGUAAACAGUCGGUCUUCUUCAAUAUUGUUAGCUGGGAUUGUACCCUAGCUAGCAUGUAUAGGCUACUCCGAGAUACUUUCAUCAACUUUUCUUUUACUGUAACGUUACUCACUGAAGAAUCCGUUCGUACAGAGGCUGGUACAGGUGGAUUCUGAUACAAAAAAACUUGAAGCGGAAGACAGCUCACUGCUUGGUCUGGCAAAAUGUCUAGAAGACGGCUGGACAGUCGCAGCUCUGCUGCGGGACUGCUGGGUGACAUACAGACACACAUAUUGACGGAUCCUCUGGACAGCCUGUAUGAUAUCACAGGGGAGCUGGGCAGGGGCAAGUUUGCUGUGGUGAAGCGGUGUGUGGAGAAGUCCACGGGCAAAGUGUUCGCCGCCAAGUUCCUGAAGAAGCGUCGGCGCGGGCGCGACUGCCGGGCGGAGGUGGUGCACGAGAUGGCCGUGCUAGAAGCAGCGCGCAACAAUCCGCGCGUGGUCAACCUGCAGGCUGCCCACGAGACGGACCAUGACAUCGUCCUGCUGCUUGAAUAUGCUGCAGGUGGAGAGAUAUUUGACCACUGCGUGUCUGACGAGCUGCUUCCAGAGGGCCAGAUCACUCGCCUCAUCAGACAGACACUGGAAGGGGUUCACCACCUGCACCAGAGCGGCGUUGUACACUUAGAUCUCAAGCCCCAGAACAUUCUCCUGACUAGCCUGAGCCCACUAGGUGACAUCAAGAUUGUGGACUUUGGCCUGGCACGCAGGCUUGGCACAGCUGGCGAACUGAGGGAGAUCCUGGGCACUCCCGAGUAUGUUGCACCAGAGAUCCUGAACUAUGAGCCCAUCACAACAGCCACAGACCUCUGGAGUGUUGGAGUCAUCGCCUACAUGCUGGUAACGGGCGAGUCCCCUUUCGCCGGGGACGAUAAGCAGGAGACAUUCCUGAAUGUGUCGCAGGUGAACGUGGACUUCAGCCGCGAGUCCUUCUCUAGGGUGUCCGAACUGGCCGUGGACUUCAUCCGCAAACUGCUGGUCAAAGCCCCCGAAGACAGGCCCUGUGCUGCCGACUGUAUGACCCACCCCUGGCUGUGGCAGCAUUAUCCUGGCACAGAACUCCUGCCCCCCACACCCCGAACUCCCCGGGAGAGGAGUGGGGGCAAAUGGGCCGCGCCCCCCGAAAACCAAGAGGACAAGGAGAACGUCCGGGACUCGCCCCAUGCCAAACGGUUCCGCUUCGAGGAGGACAUGCUGACCUUAGGAGAGCCUGACCACUGAGGAGCCCGGCAUGAGGAGGCAUUGCCAAUGCCUUUCCCUCUCUCUCUUUCAUUCAUUUCUCACCUCAAGGUUUGGGCCGCACUUUCACCCAACAGCAGCGCUUUAAGUGAUCGCGCCGUUGGCAAAAACCGUCUAGAGUUGAGACGUAAAAUGGUUGUGCGUAGCGUCCAAUGAGUUGCAGCUGUGUGAUUCAAUGUUACAUGUCACUGAGAUCAUUGUUCGUCUCAAGAUUGAAUAAGCUUUGUUUGCGUUCAGUCACAAUGGAACUGUACAUUUUAAAUUCAAAUAUCAAAUUGAAUUUGUUAGGUAAAGAUCAGUGGCCAAAUGUGUCUUCGCGGGUAUCCUUGCAGUACUGUCUACGUAAUACCAUCUUUACCAAUAAUUUUGGAUGUUAAUUGUAUUUUUCAUUGUUUUUUUAAGACCAGUUGCGUCCAGGCAUAUACCAAGUUUUAAAGACAUUUCUUCCUUGUUGAUAGCCCCUUAAAUUAUACUGAAAAUGACCAAACUACCCUUAAGUGAACCAAACAAAUAUUGUAUGGAAGUAUUUCCUUUUGUGUUUAAGAUUAAUUAGGACCAGAACACACAGGUGUGUCCUCAAAAAGUAUGUCCUCAAUAAAGGCAAUAAUCUUUUUUUUUUCUUGGGCCUCACACCAGUCCUUUCAAAUAGCCUCCCUUUGUUUCUGCACUGCGACUAGAUGUAAAGUCAGUCGCAGGUGAAAGUCAGCUUGGUGGUCUUGCUUUUUUUUUUUUUUAAAUCAGUCAGUCUCUAUUGCCGAGGAGGCUUUGAAACAUUCAGCUUGGGAGGAGAUUGGCUGAACAUGUUCUCCUGGCAGAAGUGAAAGCCUGCAAUUCGAGGCACGUUUCAUGUCACAAAAAAUGUUCAGCCCAUCCCAGGGCAAUUACAACAUUGGAUGGCCCCUCACAAAAGAAUGACUCAACGCCACUCCCAGAAUUACUCAAUUAUGUUCUUGCGAUCAGCAUGCCACUUCCUUUAAGUCAGUGACUUAGAAUCUCGCAAAGCACUUAACUCUUCAGUGUCCCUUAUUCUCAAAAGGGAAGCUCCAUUGGUGUCCUGAACCAAAAGUAUCUUGCAGUGUGCAAACUGCAGUUUCUUAAGAGUCAGUAGUAGUACACUGCAAGGUGUAUUGAAAUUGCCCAUUAAGCUUAAACCUCAGGAAGGGAAGCAUUGUACAGUGAAACUUUUACCACUCAGCCUAUUAAUAUUCCCCAAGGCUCCCAGUUAAGUAACACCAUAUGAUGGGAUGACUGCCUUAUGCUGUAUAAAACAGUAUUUACUCCCAAUACUGUAUUUUGGGCAUCAGUGAACUUUCUUAAACAUUUAAUAGCAUAGAAUAUCUAAAUGUUUUAAAAUGUAAUAUUAUUUUAUCUUUGUACAUUCCAAGCCUUCUCAUCUCAGGGUAAGCCAAUGACUGGAUGGAUAUCUAUUGCCUGCCAGUCCGCUGUGUGCCUCUUUAUGCUUGCUCUGAGUCUUAGGGAUUUCUCACAAUAAGUUAUGCAAUUUAUAUUUAUAUCUAUAUGGGAAUUAUAGUACAAUUCUGUCAUGAUAGAAGUGUGUAUAUCAUGCAAUAAUUGACUUCAAUUAGAAUGGUGUAUAACUGGUCACUCUUUGCACUAGAUGGACUGUGUUAAGAUUGAUAAGAUGAUUGUUUUGAGUGGAAGUCAAGUAGAGAGUAGUCUGUCAAGGUACGUUUGGAUACAUUUGUAAGUAAAGUUAUUUGCCAAGGCAAUGUGGUUCAAGAAAGUUUUUGAAACGGAGGAUCUAGGUAGUAUGGACAGCGAGGACGGGUUGAGAUUUGUAGGGACUGCUGCAAGAGUGUAUUGAGUGUACAAAAUGAGAAAUGGUUAAGUUAUUCUGUAAGAAAAUUAAUAGAAAAGAAUGCUGCUGCAGAAUGGCACGUUUUAAGGAAGUUAUGAAGUUGAUGGCAGGUUGAGCAAGGAUAAGAUGUUAUUGGUCUAAAGUACUUAUCAGGUAACAUUCCAAAUGGGAAUGGCAUUCUCCAUUAUAAAGGGAGUUAACCAGUUUCAGUUUCACAUUGGAAGUGAGGACAAACUGGUCAAAACAGGGGACCAAUAAAGUGUUAGGUAAGAGAGUUUUCAUUUCAACAACACCGCAUGUGUUACUGCACACUGAUGCACUGCAUUUCAGAACUGGAAAUGAGACUGUAAGCGAAAGCCCAUAUGCCAAAUGUUUCUCUAUCUUCAGGGGAGGUGUGAAGAGCUUACUGUUUGCUCUGUGUAGUCACUCCCUGGGUCUCCUAGCGAUGGCACCGACUGCUACACACAAGUGGAGCCUUUGUCCUAGAGACGGGUGUCUCCUGUUACGGCCGUGCUCUCACUGUAUGCUGUCAUUUUAAGGGAACCAGAGUCUGUGUCUGUGCGAUGGCGUCAGCGAAAGGCUCACAGGCGGUGGAGUGUGAGGAUGAAAUUUUAAACCCAGGGAGAACGUCUGUAUGGAUUCCUUGAGCCCACUGAGAUGCACUGCUGUGGUGAUACUGCAGUAGUUUUGUGGUAGCGUGGUGCCUCGCUGGAGAUCUGGUAAUUUUCCGUGUAAGCUUAGGGUUGGUUUUCUGUUGUAGUGAUUUGUGGCCAGUGUAACUUUCCCUUGGAUGUUAGUUGGUAAACUGCACAGUGCAGUGUUCUUUUGUUUGUUUGUUUGUUUGUUUGUUUUCUUUCCUGAAUGUUAUAGCUUUUGUAAUUCUUGUACACAUUAUACAAAGAGAUUUACAUAUUUAAUUGAUUUGUAAAAUAUUGAUUACGCAGACCUACUCAAAUUAAUGAGUUUAAUGUAGAUUAUAAUCAAAAUGUAUGGAUGUGGAUUUACAGAUAAAGUGCCAUGGUUUAACAUGUACUCCAAUGUAAAACAAAACUGAUAUGUCUUUGCAAAUAAACCUGGUCAGUAUCCUUUCUAA
Molecule: messenger RNA, 4707 nt
Organism: Sardina pilchardus (European sardine)
Lineage: Eukaryota; Metazoa; Chordata; Actinopteri; Clupeiformes; Clupeidae
Gene: stk17b
Product: serine/threonine kinase 17b (apoptosis-inducing)
Exons: 8
Coding region: 722-1777 (351 amino acids)
Biological process (GO): positive regulation of apoptotic process; intracellular signal transduction; protein phosphorylation
Cellular component (GO): nucleus
Molecular function (GO): protein serine/threonine kinase activity; ATP binding
Source: RefSeq, a predicted model, not a curated record